This is a messenger RNA of Anolis sagrei ordinatus, 8557 nucleotides long. RefSeq names its product neuropilin 2 (gene NRP2). The record is from RefSeq and is a predicted model, not a curated record. Gene Ontology annotation, cellular component: plasma membrane; postsynaptic membrane; axon. Gene Ontology annotation, biological process: vascular endothelial growth factor signaling pathway; axon guidance; angiogenesis. Gene Ontology annotation, molecular function: vascular endothelial growth factor receptor activity; semaphorin receptor activity. Lineage: Eukaryota; Metazoa; Chordata; Lepidosauria; Squamata; Anolidae.
ACUGGGUUCGAGUCCUGAUCGAGGAGCGCGUCUCUCUUGUGUGUGUGUCUCUCUCUUUCUCCUCCUCCUCCUCCUCCCCGUGGCCCCUCCCUUGGUGGAAAGGCGGCAACCCAGAAGAGGCGGGCCCUGGGCGCGCGCGCGUGGAUGUCACCGGAGAGCGCUGCCUUUUCUGCCUGACAUCCGCACGCGGCUCGGCCCUGAAAAGGCGGCGCGCGAGCCCAGCGGCAGGCAAAGGCAAAGGCAGCGCGAGCCCUUCCCUCGCCAUCCGGAAAGGCUUCUCCCCGGACUCGCUCACUUCGGGCUGCCUUUGGGUUGGGGUGUGUGAGUGUGAGUGUGUGUCACUCCCGGAGCGCGUCUUCAUCAGCAGCUGAAUUGGAGAAGGAGUUCCCUCUCCGGCUUGUCGGAUCCAAGGCUUGGAAGGAAGGAAGGAAGGGAAGGGCUUUCCGCCGCCGAGGAUCCCCUCUCUUUCAAUCUCGCAAUGGAUACCUUCUUCGCCUUCCUUUGGGGAUGCCUCCUCUGCUUCUUCUGGGCUGGAUCCGGAGUCCGAGCGCAAGCCGCAGCUCAGUCGUGUGGGGGGCGUUUGAAUUCCAAAGACGCUGGCUACAUCACUUCACCUGGCUACCCGCAUGACUACCCUUCCCACCAGAACUGUGAAUGGAUCAUUUAUGCCCCGGAACCAAAUCAGAAAAUUAUCCUCAACUUCAACCCUCACUUUGAAAUUGAGAAACAUGACUGCAAGUAUGAUUUCAUAGAGAUCCGGGAUGGAGACAGUGAAUCCGCUGACCUUCUGGGCAAGCACUGUGGAAAUAUUGCUCCUCCGACCAUCACCUCCACUGGCCCUUCCCUCUAUAUUAAGUUUACUUCAGACUAUGCCCGUCAAGGGGCUGGCUUCUCUCUGCGCUAUGAGAUUUACAAGACAGGCUCUGAAGAUUGCUCUCGAAAUUUCACCAGCUCAAAUGGUACUAUUGAAUCCCCUGGAUUUCCUGAUAAAUAUCCUCACAAUUUGGACUGUGCCUUCACCAUCAUGGCCAAGCCAAAGAUGGAGAUUAUCCUUCAGUUUUUAACCUUUGACCUCGAGCAUGACCCCUUGCAAGUUGGAGAGGGUGAUUGCAAAUAUGAUUGGCUGGACAUCUGGGAUGGUAUUCCUCAAGUGGGUCCCUUGAUUGGCAGGUAUUGUGGCACGAAAACCCCAUCAGAGAUCCGCUCAACGACUGGCAUCCUGUCACUCACUUUCCACACCGAUUUAGCAGUGGCUAAAGAUGGCUUCUCGGCUCGCUAUUACUUGGUCCAGCAGGAAGUGCCAGAGAACUUCCAGUGCAACAGUCCACUGGGCAUGGAAUCGGGCCGAAUCUCUAACGAACAGAUCACGGCCUCCUCCACUUACUCCGAUGGCAGGUGGACCCCACAGCAGAGCCGUCUCAACAGUGAUGACAAUGGAUGGACUCCCAAUGUGGACAGCAACAAGGAAUUCCUGCAGGUGGAUCUCCGCUUUCUCACAGUGCUGACAGCCAUUGCGACACAAGGUGCCAUCUCCAGAGAAACACAGACUGGGUAUUAUGUUCGGACGUAUAAACUAGAGGUCAGCACAAAUGGCGAGGACUGGAUGAUGUACCGGCAUGGCAAAAACCACAAAGUAUUCCAGGCUAACACAGAUGCUUCAGAAGUAGUCCUGAACAAAAUCCAUUCUCCAGUGUUGACUAGGUUUGUCAGAAUACGGCCCCAAAUUUGGCACAGUGGGAUUGCUCUGCGGCUGGAACUCUAUGGCUGCCGGAUCACAGAUUCGCCCUGCUCAAACAUGCUGGGGAUGCUCUCGGGCCUCAUCCCGGACUCACAGAUCUCGGCUUCCUCUACCAGAGAGUACCACUGGGUCCCAAGUGUUGCGCGCCUGGUUAGCAGCCGCUCAGGAUGGUUCCCGCGUAUCCCACAAGCACAACCCGGGGAGGAGUGGCUGCAAGUGGACCUUGGAGUCCCCAAGAAUGUAAAAGGAGUAAUUAUCCAAGGGGCCCGAGGUGGGGACACCAGCAGCGCGGUAGAGGCCCGUGCGUUCGUGAAGAGGUUUAAAGUCGCCUACAGCAUGAACGGCAAAGAUUGGGAAUACAUACAGGACCUCAAAACAAUGCAAGCGAAGAUUUUUGAAGGAAACAUGCACUAUGAUACCCCUGAAGUUCGGCGGUUUGAUCCCGUUCCUGCACAGUUCAUCAGGGUCCACCCAGAGAGAUGGUCUCCAGCAGGGAUUGGAAUGCGAUUGGAAGUCCUUGGCUGUGAUUGGAUGGAAGUAAAGUCCACUGCAGAGACCCUGAAGCCCACUCUGAAGAGCGAGGAAAUCACCACUCAGUUUCCCAUUGAUGAAGAAGCAACAGACUGUGGUGAUGGCUGUGUGGAAAAUGGAGAUUUCCAGAUCCCUAUCGGAUUCAACUGCAACUUUGAUCUGCCUGGAGAUCUUUGUGGUUGGACGCCUGAUAUGUCAGUAGGAUCUACAUGGACUUUCCAUUCUAGAAACCCCUGGACUAGCCACUCAGGACCAGGCAUUGAGGGUUAUCCAGAUGGCAAGACUUAUCUGAGAUUGCAGAGCAGUGCCAGGAGAGAAGGGCAACACGCCCGCCUUGUCAGCCCUGCCGUCUUCUUGCCCAGGAGCGCCGUCUGCAUGAUCUUCCGGUACCAGGUCUCUGGUGGGAGUGGGACCAUGCUGCAGGUGCGACGAGAAGCCACACAUGAGAACAAGGCCUUGUGGAUCAUCAGGGAGGAUCAAGGGGAAGAGUGGAGAGAAGGGCGGAUCCUUCUCUCUAGCUACGAAAUGGAGUAUCAGAUUGUAUUUGAAGGAAUUAUAAGCAAAGGACAUUCGGGAGAGAUUGCCAUCAAUGAUGUCCGGAUAGGCACCGAUACCUCCUUGGAGAACUGUAUGGAGCCUAUUGCAGCUUUCCCUGGUGAACACACGUACGAAAUUCCAGUGGAUUUUCCAGCUUUAGAGAGUGAUAUCACCAUCCAUGGGGAAGACUUUGGAGAAGACAGUGAAGAUGAUUACUUGGGCCUGACAAGAAACAAUACGCUGUUUUCCACCAACUCCCCACUAACCCCAAAGGUGGACAAGGAGAAGAGCUGGCUGUACACCCUGGACCCUAUCCUGGUCACCAUCAUAACUAUGAGCUCCCUGGGGGUCCUCCUGGGGGCCAUUUGUGCCGGCCUCUUGCUGUACUGUACCUGCUCCUAUGCUGGCCUCUCCUCUCGGAGCUCCACUACCCUGGAGAAUUACAACUUUGAGCUUUAUGACGGCAUCAAACACAAGGUCAAAAUGAACCACCAAAAGUGUUGCUCUGAGGCGUGACUGAUUGCACCAGAAUCGCAUUUGACAUUUCAUUCCAGCAAGAGUGGCUGGUGAAGAUUACUUUUUAUAUGGGAACUGAAUGCCAUAAUCUUACACAAGCCGGGGCUGAAAUACUGAAGUGGGGAGGGGUCCCUGCCAGGCCUCUUUAUUUCAAAUGACGACGACGAUGACAAGGAAGAAGAAGAAGAAGUAGCCAGGCAUACAUUCUGAGCUGCAAAAACUAUGGCUAAUUGUUUUCAUGGGUCGAGCAAAGCAAAUGGGGGCUGCAAUGCUUUACUUUUGAUGUCUUAUAUGAGCCAAUCUGAUCCAGAAGAGUCCAAGCGUUUGGCUUGCAUUCAGGAAGUGGGGAACACAAUGUUGAGCAUUAUUCUCCACUUCCUUUCUCUGAAGGGAUGGGAGAGCAUCUCUCACUCACACCUCCAUUCCGGUGGCCCUUCUAUCUUUGGAAAUGACACAUAAUCACACCCAUACAGAGCCCAUCCAGCUGACUGCCAUUUGGAAAAAAACUCCUUGAUUUUUAAGGGAUGUGUUCUUUGCUGUAGGUUAUGUAAGUCCGAGAAGCAGCGACUUCUAGGACCCAAGUGAAAGCAUCUUGUUGCCUUUUCCUUUUCUGAUCUGGAAGGGUCGAGCGAGGGGAGGGGGAGGUUAUUAAGCUUAUAGGUCAAUGGGAGCAGCCGCACUUUCUUUCCAGAUUACAAAGCAAAAGAGAAAAGGCAGCCUGAGGUGUGAGAGUCGACAGAAGCACCUCCUCAAGAGAAGCUGAAGAGCCUUAAAGUGAUUUGUGAAUAAGAGCCAUUUAUUAAAUCCAGAUCUUGGAUUGAAACAGCAGAGGCCUUUAUCACCAGGGCUCUUUCUUUUACUUUUCUUUCAGUCCCUUUAUAUAUAAAAAAAUCCUCUACAAUCCUUUUCUUUUAUUAUAGGAAAAUUGCAGCAAACAAAAGACACAAUUAUAAGAUGCCCAAGAACUCAGGAGAUGGCUUUUUGUAUGCGUCAAGAGAAAGACAGGCUGCUAUAUAUAAAUAUAUUUUUGUUAAUGCUGUGGCCACUCUCACGCUGAUGGGGAAGAAGGAACAGAGUUAGUUAUCCAGCCCACGGCAGAGUGCAGACUCCUCUCUCGGGCAGGAUUGGAUUUACUAGGUUCUUGUGGGUUUUUUCGGGCUAUAUGGCCAUGUUCUAGAGGCAUUUUCUCCUGACGUUUCGCCUGCAUCUAUGGCAAGCAUCCUCAGAGGUAGUGAGGAUGCUUGCCAUAGAUGCAGGCGAAACGUCAGGAGAAAAUGCCUCUAGAACAUGGCCAUAUAGCCCGAAAAAACCCACAAGAACCUAGUGAUUCCAGCCAUGAAAGCCUUCGACAAUAGGAUUGGAUUUCUUCUUUAGCUAAUACUAAGGGCUGAACUCUGCAAAGAGUUAUUGACAUUGCCUUUGAACAAAUUAUAUGACAUCACUUGGCCUGAACCUGUUAGCCAAUGAAAGCGUAACUUCUUUGCAGAGUCAGGUCCUUAGAUGGGACUCAACAAUUACAAACCCAACAAUGACAGUAUUAUGGCAACAUUGCAGGGUAUCGAAUCGUAGCUGAUAUUCUAGUGUAGACAUCGAAUAAAAGGUCUGGAACAGUCUGUUGUCAACUUCUUGUCCCUUCAGAACAACUUGCUUUGUUGUGAUUUGAAAAGCAACUUGUUCAUUACCGAAGGGUUUUGUUUGUUUGUGUGUGUGUGUGUGCGUGUAUGUAUUUUUUUUUUCUUUGAUCAAGUGCCUUAGAAAAAUAUUUUUCCCCUUUACAUAGAGAUUUGUGAUGUAUGGACCCACAAGGGAGGCAUUCACCCUUUCCCCUGUUCCUCUUCUUUUCGUCAUCAUCAUCACCACCAUCAUCAUGCUCUUCUUCAUAUUAUCUUUAUCAUCAUUGGAUCUCUACUGGGUAGAGUUUUGGCCUUUCCAGUGGUCAGAUAUAUUUCUAAUGCUGUCACGUGUACUGCUGUGCCAUGCUUGAAGUGUGUUGCAGACCAGUAAAAGAAAAGUUUACAAAUGCCAAGUUUUGACCUCCAAUGCCUUUUAUUCCAGCUCUUGGCAGCAAUCUUCAAGCCACUUGCUUCGGAGAAAUCGAAGUGACUGCUUUGUAGGGGCAAUCUUCAGACUAAGCAGAAGGGAUUUUCAGUGAAAUUCAACUAUUUAUGGUCAUUUGAGACACCUAACAGCCUUGUAGUAAACAUUUUGCUGGUAUAAUCUUGUCACAUUCACAUCAUCUCAUGUCUUGUGAUGUUCCAUUGGCAUAAGUAUUGAUACGCUUUCUGCUAGAUGUAUAUAGCAAAUAAAUGAGCAAGCCUUGGGGCUACUUUACAUAUUACCCUUUCUAGAAGUGCACUUCAAAAUGGGAGACAUAUCUUGGUGGACAUGUGAUAUAAUUGUACGCAUGUCUAUGGACUGAGGAUUUGCUGCAGCGCCUUAGCAAGUGUACAUUAGAUAGUAAUGUCUAAAUGGUAAUAUGUAAAGUGUUGCUCCAGAGCAGGUUUGCGUGCAUGCUUUACAUGCCAGACAUCCCUCGCUUUUGGCAUGCGCAUUGCACCCGGCCAUGUAUUAAGCAUUCCGGUAGUAUGCCACAAUCCAACACAGAGUUAGCCAAAACACUUAGGCAUGAUAUCAAAACAUUUAACUCUGUGAUGAAUCAUGGCCUUAACACAUUGUACAAGUUUUCACACUGUACUCUGUGUGACCUUGGGAUUGCUGAGAAACAGAUCAGGAGUUUGGGAUUAACAUCCGUAAGCAUGAUAGACCAACUGUCUUAUGGAAUACAUGCCAACCUUGGCCCCACAUAAAUCCAGAAUAUGCCUUCAUAUAGAAAAAUAUAGAGUAUAUUCUGAAAAACUACUGGCUAUACUGGUUAACCAUCCCUUAUCUUGAAUUUCAAAAUUCCAAAUACUUCAGAAUUAUUCAGAUCGGUUGUUGAGAUAGUGACAUCUUUGCUUUCUAGUGGUUCAAUGUACGCAAACUUGAUUUAAUGCACAAAGGUAUUACAGUUGAAAUUGUUGUAUAAAAUAACCAUAAAGCUAUGUGUAUAAGGAAUACACAUAUAUAAUAAGGAGCCCCCGGUGGCGCAGUGGGUUAAAAUGCUGAGCUUGUUGACCAAAAGGUCGCAGGUUCGAUUCCGGGGAGCAGCAUGAGCUUCCGCUGUCAGCCCUAGCUUCUGCCAACCUAGCAGUUCGAAAACAUGCAAAUGUGAAUAGAUCAAUAGGUACCACUCCAGUGCGAAGGUAACAUCGCUCCAUGCAAUCAUGCCGGCCACAUGGCCUUGGAGGUGUCUAUGGACAACGCCGGCUCUUCAGCUUAGAAAUGGAGAUGAGCACCACACCCCAGAGUCAGACAUGACUGGACUUAAUGUUCAGGGGACAACCUUUAUCUAUAAGGAAUACAUCAAACAUAAAUCAAUUUCAUUUUAGACUUGAUUCCCAUCUCCAAGAUACCUCAUUAUGUAAGGAUAUACAGUUGUAGGUAUUUCAAAACUGGAAAAGAUUGAAAGAGCUUCUCCAAAGCAUUUCAGAUAAGGGAUACUCAACCUGUACAUCCAAUCACUCUUAAAACCAACAGCAUAAAUGGAAGCCUUUAGUUUGUUCUAGAGGAAGUGUGUGGAACAUAAGGUCCAACAGAUAUUACUGAUCUACCAACAGUUAUAAUUCUUGGCCACUGGCCACUCUGGCUGAAGCUAAGUGGAGUUGGGCUCCGUCCAAUGACAUCUAGUGGACUUCAUGCUCUCAGUACCUAUACAUAGAGCAUAUUCUCAAUUCAUUCGGGGUCGAGGCUGACAUGUAUUCCAUAAACCAGGUGGUUCUUGUAAAUUUACCAUAAGACCCAACAUCCUGAGCACGAAACCCAUGGUAGACCUCCAGAAAGCUCCUUGAUAGAGGCUGAGAUAGGAAAGAUUCCCUAAUGGUGGAACGCCCUACUUUCCAGCCCUCUAGAAACCACACCAUACAAGUGCCCCUUUUGAUAGACAGAGAGUUCUAUAUCAAGCAUAUGUCAUGUAUAAGCACAUCCUCUCCCCUCUCCCACCUGCCCCAAUUUUGAAGGAACUCAAAAGCAUAAUCAUCAAUUUUACAGGGUCAUUUUGAAGACACUUGCUGCUACAGUCCUGAAAGGAAGGGCCCCAACUCAGCCAAAGUUAACUGCUUGUACAUCUCAUAGAUUUCAAUGGGAGGGUUCAGCAUGGACUUACCUCUGGCUGAAUUGCGUCCCAACCUUAUUUCUCUUAUGUUUGUGUGACGGAUGAAGGAGGACAGGCUGUAUCUGCGAAGGUCACCUGGAUAGGAGUAAUAGAUAUAUUAAGAAGUAAUGUUGCUGUCUAUAGUAGACAUACAGAGGGAGUGGAGUUCGUGUAUGCAUAUAUUUCAAUACAUAUGUGUUUGCGCGUGCUUGUGAGUUCUCUGUAUGUAUUAUAUAUGUGAGUGGUUACGUGGGACUACUUGUAUCGUGAAUGGGAGGCCAGAGAAUUCUACUGCCCUUUGUGUGAAUUUUAACAGGGGGUCGAGUGCAAAACACCAGCAUCAUGAAACCAACUCCCAACACUGGGGAAAGUCCUGUCCUUUGCAUGCCAUGUUGGUGGCCAUGGGGCUUGGCGGUGUGCACUCCAAGGAGCAGAAUCGGGCCAUAAUGCUGCAUAGCUGAUACCUCACUUACCUCUCUUCUGGGUGCUUUACUGUUUUAAUGCAGAAAACUGUGUUUGAUUGUAUUUUUAACAGGGCAAGGAAACAAAAACAAAUACCCCUACUGGUGCAUAUAUAUAUUCAUAUCAGUACAUUUUCAUCAGCAAAUACCUAUGUUAGAUUUGAUGAUCUGUUCUUCAGAGAGUUUUCUCCCUUUCCAAAAUACACACACAAAAAUCCUACCUUCUGGCCUUGCUAACGCCUUUGUUGAAAUAUGUGUUGUUCCCUCUUACCCCUCAAGGACAUCUUAGUUUGGGUGGACAGGGGCUUGCAGUGUCCUCUGGUCCUUGCAGUUGGAGAGAGGUAUAGACAAUGAAACAUAGGGAUCUUUAAAAAAAAGGAAAUAAAUGAAUGCAGGAAAUAGAAUUUCUCACAUUUUUACCAGCUCAUGGUCGUUCAACCAUUUACUGGCAGAGCCAGGUCAUGUGGACUUUAAAGCUUUUACUGUGAUUCUUCAGUGUUGAAAGAAAAGACAAACUCAAAACUGUGUUUCUAUGAUUUGUACAAAAGCCUUUUAAAAUUACUAUUUAAUAAACAUUAUAGUAGA